Molecule: messenger RNA, 2971 nt
Organism: Neogale vison (American mink)
Lineage: Eukaryota; Metazoa; Chordata; Mammalia; Carnivora; Mustelidae
Gene: BRCC3
Product: BRCA1/BRCA2-containing complex subunit 3
Exons: 11
Coding region: 608-1426 (272 amino acids)
Biological process (GO): double-strand break repair
Cellular component (GO): BRISC complex; BRCA1-A complex
Molecular function (GO): cysteine-type deubiquitinase activity; polyubiquitin modification-dependent protein binding; metallopeptidase activity
Source: RefSeq, a predicted model, not a curated record
CACUUAGCCUGACCGGAACCCUGCUGAGCAGACGCAGCGUGUCCCCGGGUUGGGUGUUGGCAGCACCCAGGGCUGCGGAGGCUACGGGAACCUCUGAACGACACCCUUGGACCGAGACUUGGGAUGAUCAGGUAGUGCAGGCCCCGUGCCUUCGGUCGCUGAACUCGCGUUGAGCCUCCCGCAACGCCACAGCGAUCUGCAUAAUCCUCUGGGUGGGCCUUGCACUUUCUCUAGACCGAGUGAUUACCGCGAGUCAGGCCGCAAAGACACUGUAGUAGAAUGAGGACUGGACUGAAUCAGGAAUCAGCCAACCACGGUUAGCGUCCCAGGCCUCGACUCCAGUCUUCUCUCUGGGACGCCUUCUAAGGGUAUCAGAAAACCAGACAGGGACGAGGGUUCCAAAGACGCAAAGGUUUCCACGGGGUUAAGUGUUGCAGAAAGGCGAAAGACGACGAGGAGUUUAUAAUCCGAAGUAAGAAUUCUCCAGCCUUUCGUGCUGGUGUAUAGGAACACAUGACCCACGUUUCGUAUAAUCUCCAUCCGUGUACAUCAGACUGGCGUAAUGUGAUCAAUAAUGUUUUCUGCUUUUUCCCACUCUAGUUGACUGAUGACACAAGGAGUGACUCCAAAUUUGCGUAUACUGGAACUGAAAUACGCACAGUUGCUGAAAAGGUUGACACCGUCAGAAUUGUCCACAUUCACUCUGUCAUCAUCUUGCGACGUUCGGACAAGAGGAAGGACCGAGUGGAAAUUUCUCCAGAGCAGCUGUCUGCAGCCUCCACAGAGGCAGAGGUUGGCCGAACUAACGGGUCGUCCCAUGAGAGUUGUGGGCUGGUAUCAUUCCCAUCCUCAUAUAACUGUUUGGCCUUCACAUGUUGAUGUUCGCACACAAGCCAUGUACCAGAUGAUGGAUCAAGGCUUUGUAGGACUUAUUUUUUCCUGUUUCAUAGAAGAUAAAAACACAAAGACUGGCCGAGUACUCUACACUUGCUUUCAAUCUAUACAGGCCCAGAAGAGCUCAGAGUCCCCUCAUGGUCCACGAGACUUCUGGAGUUCCAGCCAGCACAUCUCCAUUGAGGGCCAGAAGGAAGAGGAAAGGUAUGAGAGGAUUGAAAUCCCCAUCCAUAUUGUACCUCACGUAACCAUCGGGAAAGUGUGCCUGGAGUCAGCAGUCGAGCUGCCCAAGAUCCUGUGCCAAGAGGAGCAGGAUGCAUACAGGAGGAUCCACAGCCUGACACAUCUGGACUCAGUAACCAAGAUCCAUAAUGGCUCAGUGUUUACCAAGAAUCUGUGCAGCCAAAUGUCAGCGGUCAGCGGGCCUCUCCUGCAGUGGCUGGAGGACAGGCUGGAGCAGAACCAGCAGCACCUGCAGGAGUUGCAGCAAGAGAAGGAGGAGCUGAUGCAAGAGCUUUCUUCUCUAGAGUAGUUGGCUUCUUCAGUUUGCGUAGAAAAAUGAACAUAUCCAGGUAUAAAAUUAAUUAAGCUAAAUUGAUUUUGAAGAAGUUGGAGGACUCACAUCACCUGACUUCAAGACUUACUACAAAGCUACAGUAAUCAAGACAGUGUGGUUUAUGCUCAACUGAUUUGGACAGAGGUGUAAAAGCGUUUCAGUGGAGUAAUGAUAGACAGUAUUUUCAACAAAUUAUGCUGGAGUAAUUGAUACCCAUAGUCAAAAGAAAAAAUGAACUUUGACCUAAACUGCACACCUUAGACAGAAAUUAACUCAAAAUAUAUCAUGGACUUACAUGUAAGAUGUAAAACUAUAAAACUUUUAGGAAAAAAAUCAUAGAAAAAUCAUCAGGAUCUUGGGCUAGGCAACAAGCCCUUGACCUUCACUAUAAAAGCACAGCCCUAAAAGGAAAACAAUAUAGUAGACAUCAUCAAAAUGAAAAACUUUUGCUCUGUAAAAAAAUUAAGAGGAGGAAAUCAUGAAGAGAAAUUAUUUGCAAACCAUAUGUCUGAUUAAUCUAGACUACACAAAGUCAACAAUAAAAAAGCCAUCCAAUUGAAAUGAGCAAAAGACAUGAAUAGACAUUUCACUAAAGAGGAUAUAUGGAUGGGAAGUAAGCACAUGAAAAGAUGUUGAACUUCAGUAGUCAUCAGGGAAUGCGAAUUAAAACCACAAUGAAUUAUGAUGACAUAUGUAACAGAAUGGUAAAGAAAAAAAGAUAGUAAAAAUACUAGAUGCUGUUGAGAAUACAAACUGGAAUGAUGAAUGGUACAGCCACUCUAUAAAAGACUUUGGGAAUUUCUAAUAAAGUUAAACAUCCAAGUAUCAUACAACCCAGCAUUGCACUCCUGGACAUUUAUCCCAGAAAAAUGAGAAGCUAUGACGGAACAAAAAUUUGUACACAAAUGUGCUUAGCAGCUUAUUUGUAAGAGCUAAAAACUGGAACUAACCCAAAUAUCCUGCAAUUGAAUGACUAAUUAAACCAAACAUCUAUACCAUGAAAUACUACUUGGCAAUGAAGAGAAACAACUUGGAUACACCUUAAGGGUAUUAUGAUGAAUGAAAGGGCCAGUCUCAAAAGGUCACAUACUAUCUGAUUGCAUUCUUGAGAUGACAAAAUUAUAGAAAUGAAGAUUGGAUUAAUGAUUGCCGGGGAUAGGGACUGGAGGGGGAAUGUGACUAUAAAGGGAUAAUACAGGAUGUUCCUUUGUGCUGAUGGAAUAGUUCUGUCUUGAUUAUGGUGUUGAAUACAUGAUCUGUGCUAAAACUACAUAGACCUCCACACACCCACAAAUGAAUGCAUGUGAAAUCUCGUGAAACUGAGUAAGGUCUGUGGUCAAGUUAGCAGUAUUGUGCCAUUGUCAAUGUCGGUUUUGAAGUUGCACAAUAGUAAUGUAAGAUCUUGCCACUGGGGGGGGGGGACUUGGUAAAGGAUACAUGGGACUCACUGUACUAUUUUUGCAACUUCCUGUAAAUCUAUAAUUACUACAAAAUAAAAAGUUAGACAUAUUAAAUAAGGAA